Messenger RNA from Prunus armeniaca (apricot), 1503 nucleotides. The record is from the annotation of a GenBank genome assembly. NCBI's taxonomy places the organism in Eukaryota, Viridiplantae, Streptophyta, Magnoliopsida, Rosales, Rosaceae.
AUGAUUACAGCCCUCAAUGGAUUACCUUCCAAGUACGAUAUGAUCAAGACAGUUCUCAUUGCUCGAGAUACUUCCAUUUCUUUCAAAGAGUUUGGCACUCAGCUUUUAGUUGCUGAACAAUCUGUCGAAUCGCCCCUUUCAACUCUUCAUACUCCUAUGGUGGCCAUGAUUGGUCAUACUUCUUCUAGCUCUCUCAAUCUAGGCACUGGUAUCCUUCCCACUCCCUCGACUGUUCCUAUAUCUCCUUCUGGUCUUCAUGCCAAUGCUCAGCCCUCUAGUUCUAUGUCUAAGUCUUUAGGCAAAGGACAAUUUUCUGGCUCCAGACCGUCUCAUGGUGUUUUCCAAAGACUGGUGUUGUGCCAGAAUGCCAAAUUUGCAACAAGUGUGGAUAUAGUGCUAUCAACUGCUACUAUAGGAAUGUUUCUCCUCAACACUCAGCCUCAUCAUUUGUUAUUGAGUGUCAAAUCUGUGGGAAACGUGGCCAUGGGGCUUUGGAUUGCUUUCAUCGCUCAAACUACAUGUAUCAAGGACAAAGCAACAAACCAAGUUCUUCUCAGGGGCAGGAGCAAUAAAGGCAUAUAUCCUAUACUUGGUGCAGUUUCUCCAAUCAAUUAUUCUUCUCUAGCUUAUGGUUCUUUUUCUCCAGCUACUGCUUAUGUGGGCCAACAAAUCAAAUCAUCUAUGUGGCAUAGUAGGUUAGGGCAUCCUACUAAUGAGCUGAUUUCUCUCACAGCAAAUCUGAUAGAGAUUAUUUUCACAGCACAGCAAUGCCAAACUGGCCCUAAGCAUCUAAGAAUAUUUGGUUUUGUUGUGUAUCCCAGUUUGAGGUCCUUAACUAUGCAUAAGCUUCAGCCUCGAUCUUCCUUAUGUAUGUUUUUAGGCUAUAUGCUGGGCUAUACGGGUGUCAUGUGUUAUAAUAUGGAAAAUCACAAGGUUCUUAUUUCUAGGAAUGUUAUCCAUGAUGAAAGUAUAUAUCAUUUUAAAGGUCAUAAGGUGUCUCCUUCUCAGGACACUUCUUCAGUUUCUUAUAUGCCUAUAAGUGUUCCUUCAAGUGUAGUUUUCGUCACCUCUCAUACAAAUCCUACACCACAUAUUGUACCUUCUAUCUCAACAUCCACAGAGGAGUUUUCUUCUUCUCAAGCCCUUGAGACUUCUAUACUUGCAGUUCCUACUUUGCCAGUUUUAUGUGAAGCUCAGUUGGAAGCUUUACUCCCUCAUAUACCAUCAUCUAGUUCUUCUGAGGUUGUUCCCGACUCAUAUAGUUCCUCUAGCUCUAAUGAUUCAAAUCAUGCUAAUGAUCAUCCUAUGGAAACUCGAGUAAAGUCCGGUAUUAGCAAAUACAAGGAUUUCUCAUAUUAUCAUUGUUUUAGUUCGACUUUUUUGCCUUCUUCCAAACUAGAGAUGAACCUGCCAGUUAUAAAAUUGCUUCUUACUCCUCGGAAUGGACAAAAGUUAUGCAAGAAGAGAUUGCAGCUUUACAUAUGCAAGGCACAUGGGUUUUAG